Magallana angulata is the source of this 810-nucleotide messenger RNA. RefSeq names its product protein PIF-like. The transcript is spliced from 4 exons. Gene Ontology annotation, molecular function: chitin binding. The record is from RefSeq and is a predicted model, not a curated record. Gene Ontology annotation, cellular component: extracellular region. Lineage: Eukaryota; Metazoa; Mollusca; Bivalvia; Ostreida; Ostreidae. The coding region runs from base 1 to 639 and encodes 212 amino acids.
AUGUCGUUUUUUAACGCUGCGAUAUGCAUUUUAUUACAAGGAAUAUUUGUGAUUUUCCAAGGCUCGCAGUCUAUGGAUGACCAGAGUUGGGCCGACAAUAACCGUUUCCCCGGUACCAGGGUUAACAACAUGUACGCCAGUCCCCGCGCUCAACAUUACGGAGCCUUCGUCUACGUUUACGGCAGCGCAAUUGGGGAUCACGUGGGUCUACACCCUUACACGAAUAACUUGAACUUUCUCGGAUCGGAUGACGUAGCGGAAGAUUUGUGUGCAGCAGUUCUUAAUGGCAGGGAAAUGUGGUACGCCAUUUUCCCAGGAGACUGUAGCAAAUACGUGCAAUGCUGGGAUAAUAAUGGAAACAUCCAGGGAACCGUGAGGCAAUGCCCGUUUGGGCAAUUCUGGAAACAGGAUGAACAAACGUGUGCAACAUCCUCAAAUAUUCGUUGUGAUAUAGAUCCCUGUUUGAACGUUCCCAGUGGAUUCACGUACGGAAUGAACGGAUCCGGUUGCCGCGCGUUUUGGAUCUGCAUGAACAGUUACAGUGUUGGAUCGUGCUGCGCUCCCGGGACCCGCUAUGUGGAAGGCAUGGGAUGCUUGCAAGGAUUGCCUUGCAACGAUCCUUGUCCUCCAAGAAGAUAGGACUACCCACCGUCAAAUAUGGCCCCAUCUCAAUUAGAUAUAUGUUGACUUAUACCCUUCCUUUUCCGUUUUAUUUAUUUAAUGAUACCUAAAAUAAUUCUUUUCAUAUAUACAUGUAAAAUUUUUAGUAUUGCAGUGCUUUAAAAGAAAACAGCUAUCUGGAAAGAUACG